AUGUUCAGUCGAAGAGAUGCCUUCGAACCGCCUCCUCUGCGCUCGCCAUCGCUUCACAAUCUGUCGGAACUCGGCAGACAGCAGCAGCAGGACUCCGGACAACUUUAUACGAAGCGCGUAGAUCCUGGCGUCUCCAAUCCGGCACGGUUAUUAAUUCCAGGGCCUCGUGAGCUCACAGACGCGAGCCAUCGCAACGAUGACGCUCCCAUGAGUUAUAGCUUCGAAGCUUCUGCACGCCGUGACAUUGAAGGUCCUGGACGUUACGACGUUGAAACUCAUGGACGUCACGACGUCGAAGCUCUUGGGCGUCAAGAUUUUGAAGCUCCUGGACGUCACGACUUUGUAUCUCCAGGACGCCAAAACUUAGAACCUCCUCGACAAAACGAAUAUGAAGAUCCUGAGCGCAACGACUUCGAAGCUCCUAAGCUCCUGGACAUCGCGACUUCGAAGCUCCUGUACAUCGCCACUUCGAAGCUUCUGGACACCACGAAACGCCGCGACUUCGAAGCUUCUGAACGCCGCGACUUCGAAGCUUCUGAACGCCGCGACUUCGAAGCUUCUGAACGCCACGACUUCGAAGCUCCUGGACGCUGCGACUUCGAAACUCCUGGAUGCCGCGACAUAGAAGCUCCUGGACGCCGUGACUUCCACGAUUAUGGGCGCCACGAAUUUGAAGCACUUGGUCGUAGCAACGUUGAAGAGCCUGGACGCUGCGACUUCGAAGCUCCUGGUCGUCGCGACUUGGAAGCUCCCGAAUGCCGUGACUUCGAAGCUCCUGGACGUCGUGACUUAGAAGCUCCCGAAUGCCUCGACUUCGAAGCUCCUGGACAUCGCGACUUCGAAGUUCCCGGUCGCCGCGACUUCGAAGCUCCUGGACGCCGCGACUUCGAAGCUCCUGGACGCCGCGACUUCGAAGCUCCUGGACGCCGCGACUUCGAAGCUCCUGGACGCCGCGACUUCGAAGUUUCUGGACGUAACGAAUUUAAAACUCUUGGACAUGGUGAUUUAAAGGCAAAUGAAUCAAACAGCGCCACUUUAGAACAUGAUUGUGGAUCGCCGAGUGGGUUCGGUGAAACUCGUGUUCAGACCAGGCUAUCGUCAAGAGAGGUAACAGAUAGUGCGCCUAGUCGUGAAAGCUAUGGUAAGUUUUCAUUCAAAAGUAAUGACUUACGAGGACCUUCAACGAGAGACCGCCAUUCUCUAGGUCAUGGAUACGCUAUGACAGUUUCGCCUGACAGGUGGAAGAAUCACGAGUUGGGCUCAACUUUGCCCAUGGAUAGUAUCCCUCGUACGGUAAAUUAUGGAUCCCUCACGAAGUUAGAACAACAAAAUAGUUUGGAUUUACAACCUUCAUCAAAACCAGAUUUGAAAAUUCUUAUGGACCGUUUUUCAGAGUUGGGUGGUCUGGAUAAUGUCUUGAAUGCGGGACUCGUUACUCAAGAUUUGGCCAGCUCUUUCCACAAAUUUAUCACUUCGCAGGAGCCUUAUUCCUCUACGUCGCUACGGAAUAACGAUGGUCGAGCCAGCAACGUAAGAUCUGUUGGUGAUCGACUAGAUUCUAGAAUUGACGAUAAAUUCAAAUCUGGCGUCGAUACUUUGUCAGAACGAUUAGAAGUUGUAACAACAAAUCCUAGAUCGCAUGUUAACAGAUUUGGAGACAGUGGUAAUUUGCACGAAUCGCCCAAUUAUGAUCAACAUCGAUCACAUCCUGGAAUGAUCGUGGAAGAAAGCAACCAGAGGAAAAUUCGUGGUUCAGAUUAUGGUCUUCCGCAUAGUAACCGUCUGGAAAGGCAGUCCAGGCAUAUGGUUGCAUGCGAAACUGAGAAUCGAGCAGAAUUUUCAAGCACCGUUCAAGAGAGGGCUGAACCUGUUUGUGAACUGGGUAGAUUGACGAAACGCGUUGAUUCGGCAAUGAAAAAUAUUGAACGACGUUCGACGAUACAUGAAUCUAGUGAUGGGUCUGCCCGGAAAGAUCGUACUGUUAAUUCUGAAGCCGAUACAAGGCAGGUAAAACAGAAUAGGAUUUCGUUGCCCAAUGAGCUCGUUUCGAGGCUGGAUGGUAGUAAGGAUGUUCUUCCCUACGCCACUCGGGGCAAUAAUGUGCUACACAAAUGUGUUGUGAACGACUACAAACAUUACGAAACAAGACUAGAUAACUAUCAUGAUGAAACACCUAAUCAGAGGGAAAUUUACGCGUCCCCACGUUCGUUCGAGAAGCCGGAAUUGUCCCAUGGAGUGCACGGCUUGAAAAAUUCAUCAGCGCUGCAUUCAAGUCAUUGCAGAGAUCAUUUUGUUAGAUCAACGUCGACCGACAACGCAUUUGAACGUAACGAUUCGAGCAAUGUUCGAGUCUCUCGCUCUCGAGCGACCGUUCGUGAACGUCUUGAUAAGUCGGAUACAACACUUGAGAGAGAUACGGAUUCGAGAAAAUCAUCGUUGCAGACAAAUGCUGCAGGUGAAGGGUCGAGUCAUGUUAACCGUCGUGCUGCUCUGCCUUUAGAUAGCCGGUCAUCGCCUGUUCCGAAAGACUGUUCCCCUUCUCGUAUCAGAAAUGCACCAUUUAACACAAAACGUAGCACUUCUCCUGAUAGACAUGAUCGUACAAUUUUUUCUUCAAGGCGAGUGGCUUCUUUCCGUUCACGCAGCAAGUCACCUGCUUAUAUUCGGAGCAGGUCUCCUGUCCGCAAGCGAAGUAAGUCGCCUCUUCGCGUGAUUGGCGUGUCGCCUCGUCGCUUAGAGAGUAAGUCUCCACGUCGUUUUUAUAGCAAGUCUUCUUUAAGGGCACGAAAUAGGUCUCCUCUUAGUCACCGAAAUGAGCCGCCCCGCAGCUUACGCAACCAAUCACCUCUACAACUACGAAGCAGGUCUCCUUUGCGUUUGAAAAGCAGUAUUCCUUUGAAUUUGAGAAGCAGGAGUCCCUUGCGUUCGAAGAGCAGGAGUCCUUUGCGUUUGAGAAGCAGGAGUCCCUUGCGUUCGAAAAGCAGAAGCCCUUUGCGUUUAAGAAGCAGGAGUCCUUUGCGUUUGAGAAGCAGUAGUCCUUUGCGUUUGAAAAGCAGGAGUCCUUUGCGUUUGAGAAGCAGGAGUCCUUUGCGUUUGAGAAGUAGGAGUCCUUUGCGUUUGAGAAGAAGAAGUCCUUUGCGUGUGAGAAGCAGGAGUCCUUUGCGUGUGAGAAGCAGAAGUCCUUUGCGUUUGAGAAGCAGGAGUCCUUUGCGCUUGAGAAGCAGGAGUCCUUUGCGUUUGAGAAGCAAGAGUCCUUUGCGUUUGAGAAGCAAGAGUCCUUUGCGUUUGAGAAGCAAGAGUCCUUUGCGUUUGAGAAGCAAGAGUCCUUUGCGUUUGAGAAGGAGUCCUUUGCGUUUGAGAAGCAGGAGAUCUUUGCGUCUGAGAAGCAGGAGUCCUUUGCGUUUAAGAAGCACGAGUCCUUUGCGUUUAAGAAGCACGAGUCCUUUGCGUUUGAAAAAUCAGGCUUCUCUCUGUCUACAAAAGCGAUCUUUACAUCGUCCACGCAGUAAGUCUCCACUCAAUCGUAGAAGUGGUCUGAGUCCUAUUUUACGAACUUUGUCUCCAAAGCUAGAUUCCGUAGCAGUUAUGAAUACGUAUGAUUUAUCACUUGCAAGACGGCUCUCUCCCAAUAUUAGCGAGUUUAUUGUACCCCGAACGCCUCCGGAUUCUUCUCUGCAACGAUUGCCUGCUGGAUCAACACGCCGACCAUUGCUGUGUGCUUCCAAUUCGUCGUAUCUUGCAGAAAAGGCGUCGCUUAGACUAUCUCGGUCACCUCGCCGAUUGCCAGCGACCAGAACGUCAUUACAUUCGUCUCCAAGAAGAUCGCCCCUUCGCUUGUCCCCUCGCCGGUCGGACUUGCAUUUAUCUUCUCGAAGUUCACCUCUUCGCUUGCCCCCAAAAUCAAGAAUACGUUCGUCUUCUCGAAGACUAACUUCUCGUUUGUCUUCGACAAGACAUGGGAGAGUUUCUCCUUCAAGAUUAUCACCAAAGCGCUCUCCGAUACGGUUUUCGCCGACAUUUCGUGAGCGUAAAACUUCAACUUCACGGUUGUCUCCCACUGUUGUGAACGCUCAGAAUCCUCCUCGACGUCGAUCUCCCCUGACCUUAUCAAGUAGGCUCGAGAAAAAGUCCUCACAUUUGCGAACUGAAGAACUUGGUUCUGCCCACGAACAUGAUCGCUCUCAACCAUCCGUACCAAGACCUUUGCCGACUCACGGCAGAGUACACUUGCGACUGUCCCCGAGGAGGUCCCCACGCAGCUCGUCACUUCCUCGUAGAGCAACAGAAUUUUCCCAAUCUGGGCCUGGCGAUAGAAUAAGUGAUCGUCUAGAAACAGAUCUUCGAGAAAAUCGGCCUACUCCACAUCAAAUGACAGUUUUACAGAGUGAAAAAGAAGCAAACUCUGGUGUGGAUCCAAACAAGAACAAUAAAAAACUAGACUCUCGUCGAACCUCACAGUCGCAAAGUGUGAAAGAGAAAUCGGCCGAGACUAGUCGCAAAAAACCGGUCUUUGACAGGCUUUCAGCGAGAAAUGAUACAGAAUCGGCUUUACGAAAAGAUCAUAACACUGCAAAUGAAGGAUCGAAGCUAAGAAUGACCCCUUCCAGUGCCAGUGGAAAUUCCUUUCAUGUGAAGGAUCGUUUGGGUGACAAAGAAAUUAUUUCGAAGCGUGAUGAAGAUAAAGAGCAGGAGCCUGUCAGGAAAGCUACCACGAUGCAACCCGUCGCCACAAUUCAGAAAUCAAGUGCGACCUCAACUGAGAAAAAAUUGUCACCUGAUGGUAAAAAUUCAUCAACUCAACCUAAGAAGCCUAAAGGUGAUCAAACAAAUACUUUGGUGCCACCGAAAAAGAAAAAUUUCGUCCCAAUCGUGUUCUCAGCUAAAGACUUUGAAAGCGAUUCCUCUUCAAAAUCUAACAAUGCUGUAAGUAAUAAAGAGAUAGAAAACAAAACUGAAUCCCAAUCACGCAAACGAAGCGAUUUGCCUCGUCGCCGUCUCGGUUCCGACAGUCACAGGCGUACGCUCUCGACCAGCCAAUCGAGGACUGUCCAAAAUAAACGGACUCCUCCUCGAAGAAAUGCUGCCCGUGAGUUGGGCUCUCGGGCUUCUGGAUCCGCUCGUAGCGCCAGCAAGAAGGACCUAAAUCAUAUGUCAGUUUCUGAACUUAGAGAAGAAAUUAUCAAAUGUGAUGGCGAUAUGCGUGCCGCUCUUGGAACGAAUUGUUGUCAAAGCCUUAGGCUGCUGCUUCUGCAAGCCAAAGAGGCCCAAGUAGAGCGCAAGCUGCGUAGACUUGAUGCUCCUAGAAUUGACUUUUAAGCAAGGAGCGGGUAUGUAACCGAUGUUUGCCAGCAUUAGGUUUCUAGGUUCGAUGAAACCUCUAUUACUAUUUUAAAACCUUUCUGUUGAAUCAUUUGGGUUUUGUAAACUCAUUCGUUGAAUUUAUUUUUCAAGGUUAUUUAAAUGAACUAACGUUUCUCUGUUUUACUCAUUAGAUUAACCUAUUGCAAUGUGUCGCAUUGCUGACUCUAAAGUAAUUAAGUUUCUGUGUAUUAAUUUCUCCAUUAUUUUAGUCUCAAUGUUGAUGACUAUGUCCUCUAAUUGACCGAUCGCUUGCUAUAAAACUUCAAAUACAAGCAAAUUUUCAAAGACUGUAGAAGUUAAACGAUUUUUUUGAAUACUUGACUUUACGUUUGGUUUGUAUUGAUUUGUUGGGUAGAUAAGAUGAGAAAUUAGACCAUGAUUUCAUACAGAAGGUAUUGGGUUAACAGAAACUUCUUAUGUUUGUUUAACAUUUAACAUGACGUUCUAACUUGUUUUUUUUUUUUUUU
Hyalella azteca is the source of this 5828-nucleotide messenger RNA. RefSeq names its product serine/arginine repetitive matrix protein 2-like. The transcript has 2 exons. The record is from RefSeq and is a predicted model, not a curated record. NCBI's taxonomy places the organism in Eukaryota, Metazoa, Arthropoda, Malacostraca, Amphipoda, Hyalellidae. Bases 1 to 5316 code for a protein of 1771 amino acids.